UCACUGGCCCGUCUGUGGUGCCUGGCUACUUCUCGGUGGAAGCUGAGCACGUGGUGCUGGUUCUGAACGGCAGGGAAGAGGCCAAGGUGGCCCAUGCCGCUCAGUGGCUGCUCUAUGCCCAGACCCUGAUUCACACUCGCCGGAUCCGGCACGUCGCUGUUGUGCUGCUUGGAAAUGAGCAGUGCCACAACGAGUGGAUACGGCCGUACCUGAAAAGAAACGGAGGGUUUGUGAGUCUACUGUUUGUAACGUAUGACUAUCCGCUGGCCAACGAAGAAGAUAUUUUCCAGUGGCCUUUGGGAGUAGCUACCUACAGAAAUUUUCCAGUUGUGGAACCCAGCUGGGCAAUGCUACAUAAUCCACGAUCAUAUCUGUGCAACUUUUUAGGAACAGUUUAUAAAAACUCUUCUAGGGAAACCCUGUUGGAAAUUCUGAAACAGGAUGGGCUUGAUAAACUUUGCUGGAUUGCAGCCAGAGAACAGUGGCAGCCUCAAGAAACAAAUGAAAGUUUCAGAAAUUAUCAAGAUGCUUUGCUGCAGAGUGAUCUGACAUUGUGCCCAGUGGGAAUAAAUACAGAAUGCUAUAGAAUAUACGAAGCUUGUUCGUAUGCAUCUGUGCCAGUUGUAGAAGAUGUAAUGACACCAGGUGACUGUGGAAAUUCAUCAGUGCAUCACAGUGCUCCGCUGCAAUUACUAAAGACCAUGGGGGCUCCAUUUAUCUUUAUUAAAGACUGGAAAGAGCUUCCUUCUCUUUUGGAGGAAGAAAAAAAAAAGAGCUUACAAGAAAAGAUUCAGAGGAGAAGAAAGCUCAUAGAAUGGUAUCGAAACUUCAAAGCAUUGAUGAGGCAGAAAUUCAUUAAUACUUUGGAAAAUUCAUUUUUACCCAGUGAUAAAGGAUAAAUUGCCCAUUUUGCA
This is a messenger RNA of Tinamus guttatus (white-throated tinamou), 914 nucleotides long. It is a transcript of the gene RXYLT1, whose product is annotated as ribitol xylosyltransferase 1. Gene Ontology annotation, cellular component: Golgi apparatus. Gene Ontology annotation, biological process: protein O-linked glycosylation via mannose. The record is from RefSeq and is a predicted model, not a curated record. Lineage: Eukaryota; Metazoa; Chordata; Aves; Tinamiformes; Tinamidae. Gene Ontology annotation, molecular function: ribitol beta-1,4-xylosyltransferase activity.